Molecule: messenger RNA, 2058 nt
Organism: Macaca mulatta (Rhesus monkey)
Lineage: Eukaryota; Metazoa; Chordata; Mammalia; Primates; Cercopithecidae
Product: glutathione hydrolase 1 proenzyme
Biological process (GO): glutathione catabolic process; regulation of immune system process; peptide modification
Cellular component (GO): plasma membrane
Molecular function (GO): glutathione gamma-glutamate hydrolase
Source: RefSeq, a predicted model, not a curated record
GGGCCAAGGUGCUGUUGCUGAACUGAAGUGGCGACUGAAGUGGGUCAGAGCUUUAAGCAGCAGCCCCAGUGCCCCAGAGACUCCUAGACCCCCUGCCCAGAGCAGGCAGCAGCAGAGCCAUGAAGAAAUUAGUGGUGCUGGGCCUGCUGGCCGUGGACAUUGUUGGCCUCUGUCUCUUGCUGCCCUUGGCCUCCAAGGAACCUGACAACCAUGUGUACGCCAGGGCUGCCGUGGCUGCGGAUGCCAAGCACUGCUCCGAGAUUGGGAGGGACGCACUGCAGGACGGUGGCUCUGCGGUGGAUGCAGCCAUUGCAGCCCUGUUGUGUGUGGGGCUCAUGAAUGCCCACAGCAUGGGCAUCGGGGGAGGCCUAUUUUUCACCAUCUACAACAGCACCACGCGAAAAGCUGAGGUCAUCAACGCCCGCGAGGUGGCCCCCAGGCUGGCCUUUGCCAGCAUGUUCAACAGCUCGGAGCAGUCCCAAGACGGGGGACUGUCGGUGGCGGUGCCUGGAGAGAUCCGAGGCUUUGAGCUGGCGCACCAGCGGCAUGGGCGGCUGCCCUGGGCUCGCCUCUUCCAGCCCAGCAUCCAGCUGGCCCGCCAGGGCUUCCCCGUGGGCAAGAGCUUGGCAGCAGCCCUGGAAAACAAGCGGACCGUCAUCGAGCAGCAGCCUGUCUUGUGUGAGGUGUUCUGCCGGGAUGGAAAGGUGCUUCGGGAGGGGGAGAGACUGACCCUGCCGCGGCUGGCUGACACCUACGAGACGCUGGCCAUCGAGGGUGCUCAGGCCUUUUACAACGGCAGCCUCACGGCCCAGAUUGUGAAGGACAUCCAGGCAGCUGGGGGCAUUGUGACAGCCGAGGACCUGAACAACUACCGCGCUGAGCUGAUUGAGCACCCGCUGAACAUCAGCCUGGGAGAUGCGGUGCUGUACAUGCCCAGCGUGCCGCUCAGCGGGCCCGUGCUGGCCCUCAUCCUCAACAUCCUUAAAGGGUACAACUUCUCCCGGGCGAGCGUGGAGACCCCGGAGCAGAAGGGCCUGACGUACCACCGCAUCGUAGAGGCUUUCCGGUUUGCCUAUGCCAAGAGGACCCUGCUUGGGGACCCCAAGUUUGUGGAUGUGACUGAGGUGGUCCGCAACAUGACCUCCGAGUUCUUCGCUGCCCAGCUCCGGGCCCAGAUCUCUGAUGAUACCACUCACCCGAUCUCCUACUACAAACCCGAGUUCUACAUGCCAGAUGAUGGAGGCACUUCCCACCUGUCUGUCGUCGCAGAGGACGGCAGUGCUGUGUCCGCCACCAGCACCAUCAACCUCUACUUUGGCUCCAAGGUCCGCUCCCCAGUCAGCGGGAUCCUGUUCAAUGAUGAAAUGGAUGACUUCAGCUCUCCCAGCAUCACCAAUCAGUUUGGGGUGCCCCCCUCACCCGCCAAUUUCAUCCAGCCAGGGAAGCAGCCGCUCUCGUCCAUGUGUCCAACGAUCAUGGUGGGCCAGGACGGCCAGGUCCGGAUGGUGGUGGGAGCUUCUGGGGGCACGCAGAUCACCACGGCCACUGCACUGGUAUGUGUCACCCCUUUUCUCCCUGGCGCUGCCCACCCUGCACAGCCCCCAGGCCAUGCUGAUCACACUCCCAUGCCCCAGGCAAUCAUCUACAACCUCUGGUUCGGCUAUGACGUGAAGCGGGCCGUGGAGGAGCCCCGGCUGCACGACCAGCUUCUACCCAACGUCACAACAGUGGAGAGAAACAUUGACCAGGCAGUGACUGCAGCCCUGGAAACCCGGCACCAUCACACCCAGAUCGCAUCCACCUUCAUCGCUGUGGUGCAAGCCAUUGUCCACACACCUGGUGGCUGGGCAGCUGCCUCAGACUCCAGGAAAGGCGGGGAGCCUGCCGGCUACUGAGUGCUCGGGGCAGACAAAGCUGACCAGCAAUCCAGGGACAAGAUACUCACAAGGACCGGGAAGGGGACUUUGGGGUCGUGCUUCCCUUGUGAGUGGCAGAGCAGCACAAUAAAUGAGGCCAUUAUGCCAGGCUCCAGGCAGCCUCCCUGGCCUGGCUCCCCAC